Salvia miltiorrhiza (redroot sage) is the source of this 1929-nucleotide messenger RNA. RefSeq names its product cytochrome P450 78A9-like. Lineage: Eukaryota; Viridiplantae; Streptophyta; Magnoliopsida; Lamiales; Lamiaceae. The record is from RefSeq and is a predicted model, not a curated record. The transcript is spliced from 2 exons. The coding region runs from base 202 to 1785 and encodes 527 amino acids. Gene Ontology annotation, molecular function: oxidoreductase activity, acting on paired donors, with incorporation or reduction of molecular oxygen; monooxygenase activity; iron ion binding.
CCCACGCUCACCUGUAACAUAUAAGUAGAAUAGUGGUGAAAUAAAAUAAUUGGGUGAGUCCUAAGUGGUAACAGUAAAAGAAUUGUUGACUGAUUAAUAUUUCCUGGCUUCCUCACUAUAUAAACGAGCUUAUGCCGUCCUAGUUUCAACCUCAAAAGCAACAAACCUUUUCUGCAUAUUUCUUCUUCUUCUUAAUUAAAAAUGAUGAACACAGACGUUGAGAGCCUGUGGAUCUUCGCUCUGGCUUCGAAAUGUCAAUCUCUCUCUCCCUUCAACACCAUCGCCUUGGCAUUCCUGGCUCUCCUCUCAUGUAUAACCAUCAACCUGAUCGUCUGGUCCCACCCCGGCGGCCCAGCUUGGGGCGCCUACAAAUGGCGGCGGCGCAAUUCGAAUUCUCCCCCGAUUCCGGGGCCGAGGGGCCUCCCCGUGAUCGGCAGCAUGGACCUGAUGAUGGGUCUGGCCCACCGCAAGAUCGCCGCCGCAGCAGCAUCGUGCGGCGCCAAGCGCCUGAUGGCCUUCUCCCUGGGGCAGACGCGCGCCGUCGUGACCUGCAAUCCCGAGGUGGCCAGAGAGAUCCUCAACAGCGGAACCUUCUCGGACCGGCCGGUCAAGGAAUCCGCGUACCACCUCAUGUUCAACCGCUCCAUCGGCUUCGCGCCGUACGGCGUGUACUGGACGGCGCUGAGGAAGAUGGCCGCGCAGCACCUCUUCUGCCCCAGGCAAGUCCGGGCGGCGGAGAAGCAGCGCCUCGACAUAGCCAAUCAGGUGGCGGCGCUGCUCGCCGCCAGCCAAUCAGGAGGCGGCGGCGUGCGCGUGAGGGAUGCGCUUAAGGUGGCCUCGCUCAACAACAUGAUGUGCUCCGUGUUCGGCUCGGCUGGCGCGGACGCGGCUGAGCUGCAUGAUUUAGUGGAGCAGGGGUACCACCUCCUGGGCCUCAUCAACUGGUCCGACCACCUCUCCUUCUUAGCCGAUCUCGACCUGCAGAAAAUCCGGCUCAGGUGCUCCCGUCUCGUGCCGCGGGUGAACCGCUUCGUCGCCCGGAUCAUCCAGCAGAGAAAGGCGGAGGGCGGCGGCGCUGCUUUUCUCGAUGUUCUGCUCUCGUUGCGGGGCCCUGAUAGGCUGUCGGAUUCAGACAUGAUCGCCGUUCUCUGGGAAAUGAUAUUUAGGGGAACGGACACAGUGGCAGUUCUGAUGGAAUGGAUAUUGGCGAGACUAGUGUUGCACCCUGAUGUCCAAUCGAAGGUCCACGAUGAGCUAGACAAAGUUGUGGGGAGGUCACGUGCGGUUAGCGAAUCGGAUCUAACGGAGCUAGUGUACUUGACGGCAGUGGUGAAGGAGGUAUUGAGGUUGCACCCUCCAGGCCCCCUUCUCUCCUGGUCCCGUCUUUCCAUCAGGGACUCCCUCGUCGACGGCUAUCACGUGCCUGCAGGGACCACUGCCAUCGUCAAUAUGUGGGCCAUCAUGACGGACCCUCAGGUUUGGGACGACCCCCUCACAUUCAACCCCGACCGUUUCCUCGCUCCUGAUUUUAACACUGACUUCUCCGUCUUCGGAUCGGACCUUCGUAUAGCGCCUUUCGGGUCGGGUCGGAGGUCGUGCCCCGGCAAGGCAUUGGGAAUGACCACGGUCAACUUUUGGGUGGCUACCCUUUUGCAACAAUUCCAAUUCCACUCUUCUGGUCAACGCGUUGAUUUGUCGGAAUUGCUGAGACUGUCUUGUGAAAUGGCUAACCCUCUCGUGGUGCAGGUCCAAUCCAGGCGCAUUCUCCCCACUUCCAACUGUUAGAUUUAUAUAUAUAUUACAUUUUUUAAACAAAGAAAAAGUUAUGAAAUUUCAUAAUAUUAUGUAUAUGGCUAGCUACUGGGUGUGCUCCAUCUAUGUAAAUCUAUAUUAUAAUCUCUACAUUUUAAUAUCAGCUAUUUUUGCUUU